UAUACACUGUACGUGGGUCUGCUCCGCUGCUGUUUUGGAUCCAGUGGACACCUCGUGUUUCGUGGAGUGGACACGCAGGACUGGACUGACUGUUCCCAAACGGGACAGAAACAUAUUUUAACACGAUGAAAAGGGAUUCAGCGGGUUCACAGUAACAAACAUCAGUGAAAGCUGCAGCCAUGGCUGUUUUCAAGCAACAGAGAGUGGAGGAUUUCUACGAAAUUGGUGAAGAGUUGGGAAGUGGACAGUUUGCUAUCGUAAAGCAAUGCCAAGAGAAAAGUACAGGUCUAGAGUUCGCUGCCAAGUUCAUCAAGAAGAGGCAGAGCAUGGCGAGUUCUCGAGGAGUACGCCGAGAGGAAAUAGAGAGGGAAGUGGACAUCCUGCAGCAGAUUCAACACCCCAACAUCGUCACGCUGCACGACGUCUAUGAGAACCGCACUGAUGUUGUGCUCAUCCUGGAGCUGGUCUCUGGAGGAGAGCUGUUUGACUUCCUGGCCCAGAAGGAGUCUCUUAGUGAGGAAGAGGCAACUCAGUUCAUUAAGCAAAUCCUUGAGGGAGUGAACUACCUCCACGCCAGGAAAAUAGCCCAUUUUGACCUCAAGCCUGAAAACAUAAUGCUUUUGGACAAGAAUGUGCCUUUACCAAGAAUAAAACUCAUUGAUUUUGGUCUGGCUCACAAGAUUGAAGCUGGAGUUGAAUUUAAAAACAUCUUUGGAACACCUGAGUUUGUAGCACCAGAGAUCGUCAACUACGAGCCACUUGGAUUAGAAGCAGACAUGUGGAGCAUCGGUGUCAUCACCUACAUCCUACUGAGUGGCGCUUCCCCUUUUCUUGGGGAAACCAAGCAGGACACACUGAGGAACAUUUCAGCUAUAAAUUAUGACUUUGAUGAGGAGUUUUUCUGUCACACCAGUGAACUGGCCAAGAAAUUCAUCAGUCAGUUACUGGAGAGGGAUAAGAAGAAAAGAUUAACAAUUCAAGAUGCUCUGAAUCACCCAUGGAUCAAGUCCAAUGAACACAAGGAGGAAAAUAAAGCCCAGGAGCCAAAGAAACGAGAGCGGCGCCAGCUGAAGACCAAGCGUCUGAGGGAGUACACGAUCAAGUCCCACUCCAGCAUGCCACCCAACAAUACCUAUGUAAACUUUGAGCGCUUUGCCCAGGUGGUGGAGGACAUUGACCAGAUGGAGAGCUCUUUCAUUAGCCUGGCAGCCGCUCAUGACUCUUUGCAGGAAGAUAUUGAUGCCAUGGUCUCUAUAUACAAUGAAAAAGAGGCCUGGUACAAGGAAGAGAGUGAAGAAGUGCGCCACGAGCUCUCACAAAUCCGCUACGAGUUUCGUAAAGUGGAGGCCUUGAAGAGGAGCCUGCAGGAUGACAUGCAGGCUUUCAGCUGCAGCCUCGACACCAUCAGCGGUCAGUACCAGGAGAGACAGAACCACUUUGAUGCUCUACGUCUGGAGCUUAGCAAUGAGCUGAAAUGGGUGCACGAGGUGGUGGGUUCAUUUCCCAUGGAUGGAGGAGGUGGAGGUUAUCCCAACUGCAGUUUCUCCACUGUCUUCAACAAUGACGUGAAUGAGGCCCUGAAAGAGCUGCUGAACCGCUCCUGUGGAGGAGAGCUGUUGUCCGGGAUCAAUCUGGACUUCUCUGAAACUGGACAGCAAAGAUAAGCUCAAAAUGAUGCACAUUUGUCCAAAAAAGGCUGUAACAGGGGGAUGAUGUUUUUUGGUACAAAAUCUUUCAUGUUUGCAAUAAAAAUUUACACUGUUCAUGCUGGAAAGGAUAUUCAUUUUUAUUCAUUUAAAGUUUCAGUGUAUAUCAUCUGUAUCUGCUCUUGUAAUUGCACAAAGUUGGCAUCUUGUCUGUUUUUGGUUGAGAUUACUGGUUUUUUCCUAAAGUAAGACCCAAUCCCAAUUCCCCCCUUGGCCCU
Molecule: messenger RNA, 1924 nt
Organism: Sphaeramia orbicularis (orbiculate cardinalfish)
Lineage: Eukaryota; Metazoa; Chordata; Actinopteri; Kurtiformes; Apogonidae
Gene: dapk2a
Product: death-associated protein kinase 2a
Exons: 9
Coding region: 180-1664 (494 amino acids)
Biological process (GO): positive regulation of apoptotic process; protein phosphorylation; intracellular signal transduction
Cellular component (GO): cytoplasm; nucleus
Molecular function (GO): ATP binding; protein serine/threonine kinase activity
Source: RefSeq, a predicted model, not a curated record